This is a messenger RNA of Nicotiana tabacum (common tobacco), 594 nucleotides long. The record is from RefSeq and is a predicted model, not a curated record. NCBI's taxonomy places the organism in Eukaryota, Viridiplantae, Streptophyta, Magnoliopsida, Solanales, Solanaceae.
AUGGCAAAAAUAUACACACAGGCUGAAUUUGAUAGUCUAAUGGAGAAGGUGGAGAAGGUAGAUAUUAGGGUGAAAGAAUACUUGAAAUUAGCUGGAUGCAAAAAGUGGGCUAGGUUGUAUGCACCUGUUAACAGGGGAUGGACCAUGACGUCAAAUAUUGUUGAGUCAAUCAAUGCCGCACUUGUGUCGGCAAGAGAAUUGCCAAUAUACGACUUCCUCGAAGAAGUUGCACCAUCGACUGAAUACUUGUAUAUGGUGAACAAUGAAGGAAGUCAUUACACCGUUUGCCUCUUAGAGAGAAAGUGCAGUUGUGGGCGGUUUCAAGUUGACGAAUUACCAUGCCCACACACUUGGGCUAUCUUGAAGAGCAAGUUUCUAAUGCCAGAAGAUUAUUGCUCGGACUAUUACAAACCAAAGUCUGUUGUAAUGACAUACGAGGUGCUCGUGUAUCCGCUGCCUGACCAAAAUGAAUGGAAUAUACCAGCACAUAUAUCAGAGGAAGUUGUCUUACCACCCAAAUGGAAAAGACCUCCUGGAAGGCCAAAGAAGAAGCGCGAUAAGUCGUUUAAUGAAUUAUUGCAGAAGAAAAAUUAA